Messenger RNA from Haplochromis burtoni (Burton's mouthbrooder), 3412 nucleotides. It is a transcript of the gene pkd1l3, whose product is annotated as polycystic kidney disease 1-like 3. The transcript has 23 exons. NCBI's taxonomy places the organism in Eukaryota, Metazoa, Chordata, Actinopteri, Cichliformes, Cichlidae. Gene Ontology annotation, cellular component: membrane. Gene Ontology annotation, molecular function: calcium channel activity; protein binding. Bases 45 to 3353 code for a protein of 1102 amino acids. The record is from RefSeq and is a predicted model, not a curated record. Gene Ontology annotation, biological process: detection of mechanical stimulus.
UUCGAGCAGCACUAAGCGCUCGUGCUCUCCACAGAACAAUAACAAUGGAUACGGUACUCCGGACAGCUGUCUUUGUGUGGAUUUCAGCUGGAUUUCUGUGUGUAGCUGAAAGAACCGAGAACUGUCCAGGAAACAACUUCACGGCAAACUGUGAAUUUGUUUUCAGAAAUGUAUGUUUCGAGUUUGUUGGAGAACCGAAAACCUAUUCCCAGGCUAGGAGCAGCUGUGAAAAGCAAGGAGGAGAGCUCCUGAAGGUGAUGAACAACCCAACCAAAAUCUUCUUGGACAACAUAACUCAAGACUGGAACACCAACUUCAAUCACACAUGGUGGCUUGAAAAGACAGUUGGAGAGGAUAACUGGAAAUCCACCGAUAAAAACACCUCAUGCACAUACAUGAAGCUGAAUCCUCUCCAGCUCGUAACGUCUGACUGUAAAAAGAAAAGAGGCUUCCUCUGCACCCACAGUUUACAGUCUCCCUCAAACACAAAGUGUACCGAAAUUUCCAGCCAUGCAACCAAACUUCGGCACAAAAGGGCUCUACUUUCAGAUUUAAUUCCAAACCUUGACGAUCCAACAAUCCAAACAAUCCUUGAAAAAGCUUUGAAAACCUCAAACAUUAACAUAUUUCUCAAGGAUGCAGACAGAGUACUAAAUACGAUGGACGUGACACCAGGGGAACCGACAAAUAGCAACGGGAAAGCAUUCGUGAGUAAUUUGUUGAAAAGUGUUGAGUUACUGAACGUCUCAUUUGCUUUGAACAACACCGAGACACUCAAUCGCAUCCUCAACUGCAGCAGUGCCAUCCUGAGUCUGUCACUGAAAAACUGCGAUCUUAAAAACAACCCAAACCCUAAAGAUUUGUUUGAAGAUGUCUUUAAGAUUUUUGUGAAAGUUGCUAACCUGCUAUCAGGAGAGAACGAAUUUGUCAUGCAAUACCCAAUGGGCAUCAUUUAUCAGAAAACACAAAAACCUGCUGACAUUGGCAAUUCAGUGCUGGGUUCAGAAAAAGUUGGCAAUUUCGCUAAGCUCCCUUCAAAUUCAGUGCUUGGACCAGUGCUUAAUAAGUACAACAACAUCAUCUCUCAGAUGACUACGUUCAAUGAAAAUCCCUAUCCAUCUGAAGACAACAUAACAGGGAGUGUGUGCAGCCUUUCACUUAGUGAUGGAACGCAGGACAUUAAGGUGGCAAACCUGACAGAGAUGGUGGAGAUCUUUUUGGCUCGUCCAAAUGCUGCAGCUCUGAUCAACACUACUGUCGUGUUAGAGAAAAACUCAAAAUCGGUGACUACACUCAAUGUCUCAGACCCUAAUGUGACGAUCUUCUUCGGCGUGGAGCCCAAUGUGAAUGUGUCACUGGUUCUCCUCUUGUCUCAUGGGUUGCCUCCUAAUAACACAAACUACAGCAACAGAACUGUACUGAACCGCACAGAGGGAUUUCGCUGGAUGAUAACACCAGAGAUGUUACAAAAGACUCCUGGGAUUUGGUAUAUUGAUACAAGAGUUUCUGAUUCUGAAUGGCAGCCAGACAUGAACCUGAAGAUCACCACUUUUACGAGCAAGUGCCUGUACUGGAACACAGACGCAAAGGAAUGGAGCACUGAAGGCUGUAUGGUGGGGAAAGAAAGCACUCCGCAACGAACGCAGUGUCUCUGUAAUCACCUCACUAUCUUUGGGAGCUCCUUCUUUGUGAUGCCAAACUACGUCGACAUAUCCCGCACUGCGGAGCUGUUUGCCACUGUGAAUCAGAACUAUGUGGUGCUGGCCCUGCUGUGUGCAUUUUUCGGACUCUACCUGAUGACACUGCUGUGGGCCUGCUAUGCUGACCGGAGGGCACGCACAAGGAGAAAGAUGACACUCUUGGAGGACAAUCACCCAGCUGCACAGUACAGCUACCUGAUCGGCAUCCAAACUGGACGCCGCAGAAAUGCUGGGACCAGUGCCAAUGUCACAGUGAAGCUGAUUGGCUCAGAAGCAGAGAGUAACGUACACACUCUCACAGACCCAGAGAAGCCAGUGUUUGAGAGAGGAUCUGUUGAUUAUUUCGUGCUGACCACACCCUUCCCACUGGGUGAAGUGCAGACCAUCAGGCUGCAGCACGACAACUCUGGAGGUCAUCCAUCGUGGUACAUAAACAAAAUGACUGUACAGGACCUCCAAACGCGACACAUGUGGCACUUCUUUUGUGAAUGCUGGCUGAGUUCUGAGCGCGGAGACAGCAUGACCAAGAAAACCUUCAAUGCUGCAAAAGUCAACGAGGUUGCCAGCUUCAGGAACAUUUUCCAGACCAGGACAUCGACUGGUUUUAGAGACGAACACAUCUGGGUGUCCAUCGUGGAUCCUCCCUCACGCAGCCCGUUCACACGUGCCCAGAGGGUUUCUUGCUGCAUGUGCCUUCUGCUCUGUACCAUGGCCAUCAACAUCGCCUUCUGGAACAUCCCUGUGGAUCCAAACUCAACAGUACUCUUUUCAAUUGGUUCAAUAAAGAUGACCUGGCAGGACCUCAUGGUGGGCGUGCAGUGCGGUCUCCUCAUGUUCCCAAUCAACAUCCUCAUCAUCACAAUCUUUCGAAGCAUCAAACCUCGCAUAGUUCCAAAAUCUAAAAAAGCUGACCCUGAGGAGAACGUGAAACCCCCCAUAGUCAACAUACCGACUGUGCUGAGGGAUGUAGAGCAGAUCAUUUCUUUGGCGAGCAAGAGCCCAAGAAACAAGAUGUUAGAGAUGCACAGACUGGAGUCCGUUGUUGAUCUCUUCUCAGCCUUGGACAGGUUGAAUGAAUUAAUUCAGCACAUGCAAGGAGAGAGUGAGAGCGACCAUCACUUGGUGUACUGCAGCAAGUUUCUCCUAGCUAGUCUCUGUCAUCUCCUGAUGUGCCUGGAGAAACUGGAUUUCAGAUACUUUGCGACUCUAGACCAGUACCAGCAGGCCCUCAACUACACCAACGCACUGGUUCACAAGACUGAGAUGGUCUUCAGCAGCCACUUGGCCUACUGCCCACCACCUGCGAAGAAGCCAAAGAAGAAGGCAACGACCAUCCUGGGCUGUUGGCUGCCAUGGUGGUUUGUGUUUGUAGGCUGGUUCCUGUUGCUGUCCAUCAGCGGCAUUUCAACUUUCUUCACCUUGUUGUAUGGCUUUCAGUACGGCAAGGAGAAGUCCAUCAAGUGGGUCAUGUCUCUGGGCCUCUCCCUUUUCGAAAGCAUCUUUAUUCUGCAGCCUCUAAAGGUGAUAGGCGUUGCUGUGAUUUUCGCCCUGCUGCUCAAACCUGUAGCUGUAGACGAGAGUGAAGAAGUUGAGCAAGUCCUGUUAGAGCAACAGGAAAAGUGCAGACAGUACAGCGGCAGGGACACGAUGUGAGGUUACUGCAUUUGACGACACGAGCUGCCUCCUCUGACAUGCACAGCUGCGACACAUGC